Penicillium coprophilum is the source of this 1179-nucleotide messenger RNA. RefSeq lists its product as uncharacterized. The transcript has a single exon. The record is from RefSeq and is a predicted model, not a curated record. NCBI's taxonomy places the organism in Eukaryota, Fungi, Ascomycota, Eurotiomycetes, Eurotiales, Aspergillaceae. Bases 1 to 1179 code for a protein of 392 amino acids.
AUGAGGCGGUCCAGAGUCACUGGUCAAUCUAAAUCCAACGAUACAGAUUUUGGCUGGUACUUCGCUGGCGAGCCAAUGGAGAAGAGACGCUCUCGAGGCGGCCGAAUCAGGCUAGUUCGCUACGGACCUGAGAGGGAGAUUUGUGCCCACAGUCGAUGCCCGUCGCCAUCUCCCAGUCCAGAAAAGGCACCUUGCUCCUGCAGCAAUAGAUGCGAGGCUCACCCUCACGGGACACGCUCCCCAUCCCCCAGCAACACCGACUCAUCUCUUUAUGAGAUCAUACAAUGUUGCGGAGGAUGCCAUGCUAUCAGACGCGAGCGCGAGUUCUCUCCGCAGGUGGAGAAAGUAAUUUGCACCUGCAAGUAUCGGUGUGAAUGUCAUUCGCACGAAUCACGUCCUAUUACGCCCAGCAGCAGUGAACAUUCGAGCUCUGAAUCAACCACAAAACGCUACGGUAGCCGUCACUCAAUGAGACGCGAGCGUCGCUCCAACAAUACACGUCCUACCACGCCAAACAGCAGUGAUUUUUCAGACUACGAUCCUCCCAGAAGACGCCGCAGCGGUCGCCGCAUCCCCCAGCGCGAACCAGAGCAUCAUCCUCAGGUGGAGAAAUGCCAAUGCGAGGUCCACGCAUCCCCUCUCACUACACCUGUCAUAGCAGAUCAGAGGUACAACUCCCCGCGUGCGUCAUUCACGACAGCACCACGCCCCAGCCCAGUAGUCCACUACUACCAUUGUCCCAAGGCGUCUUAUUGCGAAAGUCACCCGGAAAAUUGCCGAGCUUCGAUACCUGCACCGUCUCCGGUGCCGAGACUGACGCGAACUCCGACACGCUCCCCCGGUCGAGUGACAAGUCCCGUUACAGCUCGCAGGAAAAAUCAGAGCCAAAAUGCACUUGCAGAAGGUCUGCUUCUCCUCCAAAGCAAGUGCCUCCCCCAAAGCCCAGCGCCGUCCCCGAAGAUUACAUCACCCAGGCCUGAUGUUCAGCAUUGUACCUGUUUCUACAUGGAUGGGUACCAUGCUGAUGAUUCUGGCUAUUAUGACGACACUGCUUCUGAGACCUCUAUUCAAGCCAUGCAUGACCAUGAUAGGGAUGUGGACGAGUCGUUUUGUGUUUACCAUCACCGCUGUCGUCCGAGAUUCGAGUGUGGUCUCGGCUGGGUGUGCGGGAGGAAAUAA